CCAUUCACUCGCGCUUUUUUGGCUUUGGUCUGUAUUUAGUAGUUACUUUUCUUCUUCCAACUUGUUUACUGUUUGGUUUUUAUUUUCUCUGCAAAAUUCGAUUAGGGCUUCAAACUUUCAGCUAACCACUCAGCAAAGCUGGAUAGGCACAGAGGCGACCGCUACGGCGAUAGCAACAACCAUGACUCUUACUUCAAUAACAUCAAUCCCUAUCGAGUCGCCUCGCGUUUCUCCGACGCCUCUCCUAUGAGCCGCUACAGCACCAAUAACGACGCCAACAGGGAUUCCAACGACAAGUUUGAUACCCAAGGUCUCUAUGUCCACCAUCGACGUAGCCCUAGCAAUUUCCGAGGAGGACAUCAUCCGUUCGAUAGUCCUCCUCUUCAACCUCUCAACAGCGGUAGUGUAGGUGGAGGAGGAGGAGGUUUUCGCCCAAUUGGUGGUGCCUCAGGUGGCGGAGGAGGGGGAGGGUUUCGGCCUAUGGCUGGUGGUUUCGAGAGUAAUUAUCAACAACCUCCACCGCUUCCUGUGCAACAAACUUACACGGGACAGAAACGCCCUUUUCCCUUCUCUGGCCGUGGAGGUGAACCUCCCAACAGAGAUCGAUUUGGUGGUGCUGGCAGUGGUGGAAACUUUGCCAAACUUUUUGUGGGAUCUGUACCAAAGACAGCCAGAGAAGAGGAUAUUCGACAUGUAUUUCAACAACAUGGAGAUGUGACGGAGGUUGCUUUAAUAAAAGAUAAGAAAACAGGCCAACCUCAAGGAUGUUGUUUUAUAAAAUAUGCAACCUUAGAAGAAGCCGAUAGGGCUAUUAGAGCCUUACACAAUCAACAUGCUCUGCCUGGGGGAGUGGAUCCUAUCCAAGUCAGAUAUGCUGAUGGGGAGCGAGAACGCCUUGGUGCAGUUGAGUACAGAUUGUUUGUGGGAUCGCUGAACAAACAAGCUACUGAAAUGGAUGUCCAGGAAGUUUUUUCUCAAUUUGGUCGAGUUGAAGAUGUUUACCUCAUGCGUGAUGAAUUAAAGCAGAGUCGUGGUGUGUUCUUGAGUUCUAUACUUAGUGACCUUGGAUUUGAUGAAUGGUUUCCGUUCUUGUUUCUUUUGUUACAGUACCUUAGGUGUUGUCAUCGUGGCCUCACCUGAGCUGGAAGAGCCCAUCAUCGUUGUAGUAGGCAUUGAUUCUCUCGAGUUGAAGAUCUUGGUAUCCUUGGUAACGACCGGUUGGAUCUAUACUGUGCUCGGCACAAACAACCUCUCAAAACCUGGCUCCGAUUUGGUUGUCGCACUGGCCACCUUGAGUGUGAAGGAUCUCACGCAUCUUCGAUUAUGGAGAGAAGAAACCAGAAAGGAUAAAUGAAGGGAUUUAGAGAAAGAGAGAGACGGCAAAAUAAGAGAUGCAAAAUUGAAAAUGG
Messenger RNA from Hibiscus syriacus, 1409 nucleotides. RefSeq names its product flowering time control protein FCA-like. The transcript is spliced from 7 exons. Bases 247 to 1140 code for a protein of 297 amino acids. Gene Ontology annotation, molecular function: RNA binding. Lineage: Eukaryota; Viridiplantae; Streptophyta; Magnoliopsida; Malvales; Malvaceae. The record is from RefSeq and is a predicted model, not a curated record.